Aegilops tauschii subsp. strangulata is the source of this 498-nucleotide messenger RNA. RefSeq lists its product as uncharacterized. The record is from RefSeq and is a predicted model, not a curated record. NCBI's taxonomy places the organism in Eukaryota, Viridiplantae, Streptophyta, Magnoliopsida, Poales, Poaceae.
AUGUUGGUUGACGGCGGGGCCAGGUUGAGUCUGAUUUCCGCCAAGGUCAUCAGCAAGUUGCAGAUAACAAAAGAAGAGCUGAAGGUUACUGUCACCUUUCAAGGUAUCAACCCUGGCAGGAGUCGUCCAAAGGGGAAGAUCAUGCUGCUAGUGACAUUUGGAGGAGAAUUGACCUACCAGACUGAAAAGAUUGUGUUCGAUGUGGUCGAGCUUCCGUUUCCGUACAAUGGGAUACUUGGACGACCUGCCUUGGCAAAGUUCAUGGCGGCAUCCCACUAUGCCUACAACACUCUGAAGUUGCCUGGACCAAUGGGCGUUAUUUCUAUCCCUUCAGAUAAGAAAGACGCAGUUAUGUGCGUGGAUAAGUUGUACCGGGAGACGGUCGCUGCCGAGGCCGUGGAACCCGUUCCCAGGGAGGCAAUGGAGCACCACCUUGCUGUCUACCCCUAUGCCCGGCCUGUCAAGCAGAAGGUCUGGAAGGAAGCUUUGGAGCGGUAG